Molecule: messenger RNA, 3610 nt
Organism: Dinoponera quadriceps
Lineage: Eukaryota; Metazoa; Arthropoda; Insecta; Hymenoptera; Formicidae
Gene: Mtp
Product: microsomal triglyceride transfer protein large subunit
Exons: 3
Coding region: 296-2935 (879 amino acids)
Biological process (GO): lipoprotein metabolic process; lipid transport
Cellular component (GO): Golgi apparatus; endoplasmic reticulum; basolateral plasma membrane
Molecular function (GO): lipid binding
Source: RefSeq, a predicted model, not a curated record
AACGGUAUUUCGUCGCGGCGCGUAACACGCGCUCACACAUACACACACGCAUCCGGUGUUCCUCCUGCGUUUGAGUCCCCGUCUCGGGUCCGUCGUCGUCCUCCCCAGCGGGAGAGGAGCGAUCUUGUGCGCGUGGAGAGCGCGCUUGUCAGUCGACGCGCGACUCGCGAUCGGUUACGUCGUCGUCGUCGUUGCCGAACAUUCGCACGUAGUAAAUGCGAUUGUCGCUCGUACUCGCAAUAUCCUCGUAAUAUUCGCCGCCGGUGUACAUAGUCGCAAGACGAUUUCUUCCUCCAUGACGAUGACCAACGCACACUGGACAUUAUGCGUGAUGUUUGCAGCGGUGGCCAGUGCCAUCAGAGGCUGGGAGGUAGGAAGCGGGCACAGGUACAGACUGACGACGACACUUCUCUUCAGGGAAGCGGUACCGCCGAAAUCCGGAGGCGACGUCGGCUUCAGAUUGACCAGCGAGCUGGACGUCACCGCUGUGUGGCGGGAUCCCGGCGACCCCGAUCUCUUCCUGCUUAAAUUCAAGCUGUCGUCGCCGCAGCUGUGGAUCAAAUCCCGCCGUGCACCGGAGCCGGAGGGCUUCGUCGAGCACUCCUCCAAGGUGGGCGAGACCGCCGAGAAGCCGUUCCUCGUGCUCUGGCGAUACGGCGAUAUCCAAGUCGUGUUCAUGGACGUGGCCGAGAGCGUGUCGUCCAUGAACCUGAAACGCGGCCUGGUCAGUCUCUUCCAGUACCGCACGUUGGACGACGAGUACGUCCGUCAGCGGGACGCGUCCGGCCUCUGCAACGUGACAUACGUGUCCUUGAGACCGCAGACUAUCUAUAAGCAGAAGACCGAUUGCGUGCAGAGCAGCUUGCCGCGGCGCAAGCUCAACCCGAACCCGGUGUUCAACGUGAACCUCGUGAGCACUCGCAACGCCACAUACGUGUUGACGCACUCGCUGUUGCCGGAGCACGUGGUCGACCACGAGACACACAGAAUGGCCUUGACGUCCAAGUCGGACGUCGGCACGACCGUGCUGUCGGAGAGGACGCUGGAGCAGCUGCCGCAGCCGCUGAAGGAGAACGUGAUCCAAGCGGACACCGUGAGACAGGUCACAACGCACCUUCGCCCCCUCGGGUACCGGCAGACGGACAUCGAACUCCAACUGGAACCUACCACGUGUCCCGACGCCGGCUGUCCGACGAUCGACAAAACGAUCGAGAAACACCACGAAGCGCUGACUGUGAACGCGCUCGGCACGGCGAGGUCAGCGUCGGCCUUUCUCAAGCUCCUACCUCUAGUCAAGAACGCCUCGCCCGAGGAGCUGCACAAAAUCCUGAAGACGCCGCGUUACCGGCAAACUCGUAUGCAACUGUUGGACAUUUACGGUUCCGCCUCGACGUUGGCCGCCCACAAGGCGGCCAUGAAGAUCCUGCGACAGGACGAGACGGGCGACGAGACCGAGAGGUACCUCUGGGCCCUGUCUCUGUCGCCGACGCCGCACAUCGACGUCGCCACCGACGUGCUGAAGCGCUCCGAGGAGACGAUGCAGAACGACCACGUGUCCGAGACGUACGCGCUCGCGGCUGGCGCGAUGAUGCGCCACCACGGCUCGCCCUCGGCGAUCGAGAAGGCCAGGGUCAGCCUGGAGCUCGGUCUGAGCGUGUGCACCGGCGACGAGUGCAGGCUUAAGUUCCUGCGAGCGCUGCGCAACCUCAAGAGUCCGAGCGCGGUUCCCACGUUACUGGAAUACGCGCUCAGCGACAAUCGCGCGAUCAGCGUCGCCGCUUGGCGCGCUUUGGCGGCGCUGCCCGGACACAGCGUGAGCGACGAGUUGAAGAACGCCGCCGUGAGGGUGUUCUAUCAGAUCGGGGGGCCGCGGAGGGACAGUAGCGCGCGAACGCUCGCGUUGGACAUCAUCCUGGAGAACGAACCCUCCGAAGAAAUCCUACGCGACCUCGUGGAUUACUUAGGCGGGAAGGACCCGGCGUACGAGGUCCGCAAGUAUCUGAGUCAACGGUUGGAGCAAAUCGGCGAGAAGAACGAGCGGUUCGCCGGCUACCUGAGGCACGCGUACGGUGAUGUGAGAGCGAAUAAUUAUCACACGCGAGCGCAGAGAGGCCUCAGCACCGCCUUCAGCAGGAGCUUCCUGCGCUCGCCCGACAGCAACGGCUCCCUGUUGACCGUGCAGGAGGUGAAUUCCGGGCUGUUGAAGCGCGGUAUCGUGGACGUCGUGCUGGAGACGAACGAGCGGCAGCAGCGGGCGAUGUUCUCGUUGGGCCUCUUCGCCGGUGGCCUCGGCAGUUUCGUCUCCAGCCAAGAAGAGGGAGCCGAAGCGGACGACGAGAUGGCCACCGCCGGGAUGGAGAUAGACAUACUGGGUGUCGGUGUGCGCCCGUUCGUCUUCUUCUCGGGUCAGGGCGAGCUGAUGGGCCACGUGUGGUCGGGGACCGCGUCCGAGAGGACCCCGGCCUUUCAAGUUCUCAGCUCGCUGUACAGCUACAGCGAGCACGUGCCAUUAGGGAGCGGCUUCGUCGCCGAGGUCGACGUGGAGGGCGCCGUGAGCUUCGACUUGGCCGGCCAGAUCCAGCUGAGUCUGUGGUCGCGGAACGCGCACUCCCUCGUGGAGAUGGACGCCGCGGUGAUGAUCCACGGCGGCAGCAAGGUGCGCACCGGCUUCGUCCAGAGCAAGGCGGAGUUCUCGAUGACGAUGGAGCCGAAGCUCGAGCUGUCCACCAAAGUGGACUUCUCCGGGCAGGUGGCUCUGUGCAUGCGGCUCAGCCAGCUGGCGACCACCGUCAAGCACCAGGUGUACAAAAUCGAGCGGAUACCCGGCAGCCGGCACCGGCUGAGGAAAACGCGCCGAUCGAAGAGCCAUUCGCCCGGCAGAUCUUAUUUGCUCAACCGGAAGAACAACGAGAUGUGCGCGAAGGCGUUCAAUUGAUGACGCGGAACCGUGCGCGGAAGGUGUGUCCGGUGAGACGACUCUUCCCGCCGAUGGGGGCGGUGUGACCUUGACCGAGACUCUUAGCAUUCCCCUUUUUUUCCAUUACGCGCGCAUCACCGCGGACUGGAGAGCGCAAGGACGAGCAUGUGUACGGCAGCGUUGUGUUGGUGUUUAUAUAGAUGUAUAAAACGAUAUCUAACGAUACACUUGGGUAUCGCAGCAGCGGGCCGCGCUCGAGUACGUUCCAUUGGUCGGCGAGAUGAAGUGCGAGGAGAACGCUAUAUUCCGGGAAUAAAUGAUCAUCCGACUAGUUUUGGAAGCGGAAGUCUCGCCGUAUCGUAAAGUGCAACUGAGAAACUUCGUCUUCAAUCUUUGCCCGAACGCGGCGCGGCAACACCACCGGCCACGAUAGAUUUAGAAAGGGAAUCUUUUAACGGAUUCGGUAAAUUCGCAUCCUGCCGUCGUUCUCGCCGAUUUUCUCCCCACGAUCUCCGGACGAUAGCGAUUUUUCACUUUGAUCACGACGAACAACGGCAAACGUUCCGCGGGAGCUUGAGAUUAUUUAUUCGUUAAUAAUUCGCGUUUCUCGACCGGAGGACGCGAAGUGUGUUCCAUCCUCCGUCGCGAUCCGUUGUAUCGAUGCCCAGGUGUAUCUCUAUGUUCUAUUUUACA